GAGCACGGACCAAUCGCAAGGUCUGCGACCGAGAUAGGAAAGACUAUAUGGGCGGAGUUGGAAUACGGUCUUAUAAGGACACGGUAUCACGUUUUUUGACUUCCUCUCCUUCUUUCUGCCCUCCAGUACCGGUCGGUCUCGGUUUCGUUCUGUUCCCUACAGUCUCGUUUUUCAGUGUCCGGAUACGUCUAUUGUAUUAAAGGACAAUCAUGUCUACAAAAGUAUAUGUUGGCAAUUUGAGUUGGAACACGACAGAUGAUUCCCUUCGCCAAGCCUUUUCUCAAUUUGGUCAGAUCCUUGAUUCGAUCGUCAUGCGCGACCGCGAGAGCGGUCGUUCUCGAGGAUUUGGGUUUGUGACCUAUGGGGAUGCUCAGGAAGCUCAGAGUGCGAUUGAAGGCCUCCAUGAGCAAGAACUUGACGGCAGGCGCAUCAAAGUUAAUCUUGCUAAUGCCCGAGGCGGCGGAGGUGGUGGAGGAUAUGGAAGUGGAGGCUACCAAGGUGGUGGAGGCUACGGCAGUGGCUACUGAAUGAUACAACCACCUGAAGCCGAUGAUAUAAUUUUCAAAUUUUUUAUUUCAUAUUCUUGUCCACCAC
Guyanagaster necrorhizus is the source of this 594-nucleotide messenger RNA. Its product is annotated as RNA-binding domain-containing protein. The record is from RefSeq and is a predicted model, not a curated record. NCBI's taxonomy places the organism in Eukaryota, Fungi, Basidiomycota, Agaricomycetes, Agaricales, Physalacriaceae. The transcript is spliced from 7 exons. Bases 210 to 527 code for a protein of 105 amino acids. Gene Ontology annotation, molecular function: RNA binding.